ACACAAAUAUUAUCAUCCACGUGGCAAAUCAUCGUCAGCCGGCUCACGGGAACCUCAAUUUCCCCAUCUUUGUGUCCUAUAUAACCACUGAAACGCAUGAUUGUUGGGAGCGUGUUUAACAGUCUCAAGUAGUCUAAGCAACAACAAUGGCUUCAAGCUCAGCGUCUCUUCUCAAAGCCUCACCGGUGAAAUCUGAUUGGGUUAAGGGACAGAGUCUCCUCGUCCGUCAACCUUCUUCCUCAGUCGCAGCUAUCCGAAGCAACGCAGCACCUUCCGCUCUCACCGUCCGUGCCGCCUCUGCUUACGCGGACGAGCUCGUCAAAACAGCUAAAACAAUCGCGUCUCCGGGACGCGGAAUAUUGGCGAUGGACGAGUCAAACGCGACUUGCGGCAAGCGUUUGGCGUCGAUCGGGCUAGAGAACACGGAGGCUAACCGUCAGGCUUACAGGACGCUGCUUGUGUCAGCUCCAGGAUUGGGACAGUACAUCUCCGGAGCUAUCCUCUUCGAGGAGACUCUCUACCAGUCCACCGUCGACGGCAAGAAAAUGGUCGAUGUUCUCGUCGACCAGAACAUCGUCCCUGGCAUCAAAGUCGACAAGGGUUUGGUGCCGCUUGUUGGGUCUGACGACGAGUCAUGGUGCCAAGGACUCGACGGUUUGGCCUCUCGUACCGCUGCUUACUACCAACAAGGUGCUCGUUUCGCCAAAUGGCGUACUGUUGUGAGCAUUCCAAAUGGACCCUCUGCUUUGGCUGUUCAAGAAGCAGCUUGGGGACUUGCCCGCUACGCCGCUAUCUCUCAGGACAGCGGUUUGGUACCCAUUGUGGAGCCGGAGAUUCUGCUGGACGGAGAACAUAACAUUGACAGGACAUACGAGGUUGCAGAGAAGGUCUGGGCUGAGGUCUUCUUCUACCUCGCUCAGAACAACGUCAUGUUCGAAGGCAUCCUCCUGAAGCCGAGCAUGGUUACUCCUGGUGCUGAGUCCAAAGACAGAGCUACUCCCGAGCAAGUUGCUUCCUACACUCUCAAGCUCCUUCGCAACAGAAUCCCUCCUGCUGUUCCCGGAAUCAUGUUCCUGUCCGGUGGACAGUCCGAGUUGGAGGCGACUUUGAACCUGAACGCAAUGAACCAAGGACCGAACCCAUGGCACGUGUCCUUCUCCUACGCACGUGCGUUGCAGAACACUUGCUUGAAGACAUGGGGAGGCAGAGAGGAGAACGUGAAGGCGGCUCAGGAGACACUCUUGACCCGUGCCAAAGCCAAUUCGCUGGCUCAGCUCGGGAUAUACACAGGAGAAGGUGAGUCCGAGGACGCCAAGGAGGGUAUGUUCGUAAAAGGCUACACCUACUAAGCUGUUCCGUUUAUCAAAACUCAAAACUUGAGCUUGAUUGUGGUGUUUGAGUAAUAUUAUAAUACUCUUAUGUGACUAAGUUUUGUUUCCUUGUCGUUACUACUAAUCCUAAUAAAUCAAUAAUUGAGUUACGUCUGCUCUAAUUGUAAGACACUCAAAAUCUCUGGCUUUGCUAGCUAGUUAUGAAACUAUUGUAUAAAAGAAGUUAUGCUUUUCUAUCUU
Brassica rapa (field mustard) is the source of this 1571-nucleotide messenger RNA. Its product is annotated as fructose-bisphosphate aldolase 1, chloroplastic. NCBI's taxonomy places the organism in Eukaryota, Viridiplantae, Streptophyta, Magnoliopsida, Brassicales, Brassicaceae. Gene Ontology annotation, biological process: glycolytic process. Gene Ontology annotation, molecular function: fructose-bisphosphate aldolase activity. The record is from RefSeq and is a predicted model, not a curated record.